Molecule: messenger RNA, 252 nt
Organism: Lathyrus sativus (Indian pea)
Lineage: Eukaryota; Viridiplantae; Streptophyta; Magnoliopsida; Fabales; Fabaceae
Source: the annotation of a GenBank genome assembly
AUGUUCUCGAGACAUGAGAAUCUACCAUCCUCGAAGACAACGAACUUCAACUUUCCCGAUGAAUGGACUGAGACAUCUUGGGGGUUUGACCUAGCCUUAAGACAAGUCUCGUUCACCAGGAACAUAUUCGAGACUAUUACUAUCAUUGGCAUGGAUCUGAAGACCAUGUACUCUAGAAGGACUAUCACCUUUCAAAUCCUUUCAAAUCCCAGUAUAUUUGAUCAUCUCCAGCUUCAUUUCUGGAGUGAUUAA